This is a messenger RNA of Ceutorhynchus assimilis (cabbage seed weevil), 803 nucleotides long. The record is from the annotation of a GenBank genome assembly. Lineage: Eukaryota; Metazoa; Arthropoda; Insecta; Coleoptera; Curculionidae.
CAGAUAUGGAUGGCAUAAAACUGACGAGAAAAGAUAGUUCAAUAGACUUUGAAGCAAGUGACCAAAUAUGCAUAAUCUGUAAUCAGAGUGACAAUAGUGUGAUAAGUACGGAAAAUUGGCGUGAAACGAUCAGGGCAGAUGCGAAAGUACGAAAUGAUAUUGUUACCAAGAGAUUGAGCUCAUUAAAUGAGGAAGCAGUGUUUAACUACCAUAUUAUGAAUAAUGAGUGCUACAAACAAUACUGUCAUGAAAAGUCCCUUAUGAAGUAUCAAAGAGAAAAGGAUCUGUUAGAAAAUGAAGAUAACGACAGCAUUUCCCAAUCGACAAAAACUCUGGAAGAGAACAUGCUCGUCACCGCAGUCCUCGAGGAACUGGUACUUCGAGUCGAGACCGUUCAUGUAUUAUAUGUAAUCAGAAAUCACAUAAGCGCAUUUACGAAAAAUCAUGUUUUUACUAGCACUUGUGAUUUGGAAGAUGAGUCAAGGGUUUUUGGUGCCGAGAUAUUCUGUCAUGACAAUUGUAUUUCUGGUUAUUUACUGAGGUAUAAACGGAAACCUGAGGAAGGUAACAAGAGCACACCUCAAGCUUCUGGAAGGGUCGCAGCGUUUUCUCGUAUAGCUAAUGAUAUUAAAGCUGGAAUAGAUGAAGGUUACGGAUAUACUCUCAGUUACAUUCCAGAAAAAUUUAAUUCAGGAAACGAAGCCAUGAGAGUUAGUAACAAGGAACUGGGAUUAAUGUUGUGUGAUUACUUUGGAAAUGAAAUAACGUUUGCAAAACCUAAGGCGAUUUUCAGCCUGGAAUGA